Messenger RNA from Eruca vesicaria subsp. sativa (arugula), 160 nucleotides. The record is from the annotation of a GenBank genome assembly. NCBI's taxonomy places the organism in Eukaryota, Viridiplantae, Streptophyta, Magnoliopsida, Brassicales, Brassicaceae.
AUGCAUGAAGUUGAAGUGUUUCAAGCAUUGUACAAUUUGCAUUUGGUUGUACUUGAUAAUACAAGUAACACCAAAUUACAUUUGGCUGAUCAUACCGCAUUCCAGUUACUCCACCAACCUUGCGUUGAGUUAACUGGGAAGGUCACAACUGAGGUAUCAU